Molecule: messenger RNA, 1778 nt
Organism: Diospyros lotus (date-plum)
Lineage: Eukaryota; Viridiplantae; Streptophyta; Magnoliopsida; Ericales; Ebenaceae
Exons: 6
Coding region: 146-1495 (449 amino acids)
Molecular function (GO): lipid binding
Source: RefSeq, a predicted model, not a curated record
CGAGGCUCCUCAAGCGCCUAAACCCUUGCCGUGAUCGGUUCUCCUUUUCCUUUCCUUCGUCGAUCGGUCGAUCCCUCUCUCUAUCUUUCUUUCUCCCUGCGAUCCAUGGGUUGAAUUGUCGGUCGGUGUGUCAAGCGGAUCUGAAAUGGAAGAGAGCUUGUUCGAUUUCGUGGCGCUGUUGAAGCGGCCGGCGAUCGUUGAAACAUUCGUCGACAUAUUGCUAUGCGCGGUGCCGAUUUGGGUGGCGGUGAUGAUAGGGCUUGUGAUCGGGUGGUCGUGGCGGCCGCGCUGGACCGGCCUCGUCUACCUCGGUCUCCGGUCCAAGUUCCGGUUCGCCUGGACCGCCCCUCCGGGGUUUGGCGCGCGCCGCCUCUGGUUUGCUUUCACGGCCCUAUCCGCUUUCUCGGUCGGUCGCAGGCUUUGGUCAACGUUCAGGGGCAAGGGCAAAGAUCCCUCCGCCUUGGACGGGGCUGCGGCGUCCCGUUCAGAGGCGGCGGCGGCGGGGACUGGGCCUCCGUCUCCUGUUGGUUCGCUGGACGGAAACGGUGGCGAUGCAAGUGCUGGAGCCUCACAGAUAGAGAAUGUUGUGACAGAGAAUGACCUAGAACACCUACUGCAUCUUCUUGAGAGCAAGAAUGGGGAAAUGGGGUGGCAAAAUAUGAUGGAUCGCUCCACCUCAAACUUUGCAUACCAAGCUUGGCGCCAUGAGCCUGAGAUGGGGCCCACAGUAUACCGGAGCAGAACUGUUUUUGAGGAUGCAUCUCCAGAUAUGGUUAGAGAUUUCUUCUGGGAUGAUGAGUUUCGCCCAAAAUGGGAUCCUAUGCUUGCAUAUUUCAAAAUAUUGGAGGAAUGUCCUCAUACUGGGACAAUGGUUGUCCACUGGAUAAAAAAGUUCCCAUUUUUCUGCAGUGAUCGUGAAUAUAUCAUUGGUAGACGAAUCUGGGAAGCUGGGAAGACAUAUUAUUGUGUGACAAAGGGGGUGCCAUAUCCAGCUCUGCAAAGACGUGACAAGCCCAGGCGUGUGGAUCUGUAUUUUUCAAGCUGGAUGAUCAAGCCUGUGCAAUCCCGCAAAGGAGAUGGACAAUUGUCUGCAUGCGAGGUGUCUCUCGUACACUAUGAAGACAUGGGAAUCCCCAAGGACGUGGCUAAGUUGGGAGUUCGGCAUGGGAUGUGGGGGACAGUUAAGAAAUUGCACGCUGGUUUUAGAGCAUACCAGCAGGCAAGGAAAUCAGAGACACUUCUGUCCAGAAGUGCAGUGAUGGCAAAGAUAACCACGAAGAUUGCAUCCAAGGACAGUCCUGAUUCAUUGGUACCGGAAUCUGGUGAAGGGGAGAAAGGUCGAACCAUGGAUAUUCAGCGACAAGGAGAACAUGGUGGCAUUGACUGGAAAUGGGUACUUAUAGGCGGCACAGUGGCUGUGGUUUGUGGACUACAAACAGGCGUGAUAGGAAAAGCCUUGUUCGCCGGAGCAGUACGACGAGUUGCCCGGAGGUGAGAGAAUCCCAAACGGAAGCUUUUAGCAUUUCCUUUAAGCAGCUGCAAGAACCUGGGUUCCGGAUUGGCUGCGACAUGGAUCAAUUGUUAAGAUUUAUUUUUUCUCAUGUUGGGUUGCGCACUCACAAGGUGCCAGCGGAAGUAGAAAAUUGUUGGCUAGAAACCGUGACUAUUUGUGUGUAUGAUAUGAGAUUCCCUUAAUCAAUUUCUCUUCAAACAAUUGGGACCUAUAGAAUAUGACCAGUUGAGCUCCUAUUGAUAGGUAACAGAAUCUAUUUUCGACU